This is a messenger RNA of Dioscorea cayenensis subsp. rotundata (Guinea yam), 2545 nucleotides long. Its product is annotated as zinc finger CCCH domain-containing protein 32. The transcript has 3 exons. Gene Ontology annotation, molecular function: metal ion binding. The coding region runs from base 135 to 2216 and encodes 693 amino acids. Lineage: Eukaryota; Viridiplantae; Streptophyta; Magnoliopsida; Dioscoreales; Dioscoreaceae. The record is from RefSeq and is a predicted model, not a curated record.
AAAAACACCAAAACCCUUGUUUGUUGGCUUAUAUCUCGAUCUCGUCCUCGUCCUCGUUGUGAGAUUCACACCGAUCGAGGGAUUGAUCCCUCCGUUUGCCCUAAUCUUGCGAGCCUUUCCGCGGCUUCAGCGCCAUGGCGAUGGGAGGCGGCGGCGCGUCGGAGGAGGCGCUGAAGCGAAGCACUGAUUGCGUUUACUUCCUCGCUUCGCCGCUAACCUGCAAGAAAGGAAGUGAAUGUGAGUAUCGCCACAGUGAAAGUGCUAGAUUGAAUCCAAAGGAUUGUUGGUACUGGCAGAGUGGCAGUUGCUUGAACCCAAAAUGUCCUUUUCGGCAUCCGCCACUGGAAGGUCUCACUGGGACUUCUUCUGGAUCAGCUCCGGCUCCAGCGCCAGCUCCGGCUCCCACGCAAGCUCUGGCACCAACACAAAUGACCCCUGCUCAUGGUCCAAGUUACAACUCAAUUAAACAGAGUGCUCCUUGCUAUUAUUUCCAGCAGGGGUUUUGUUUAAAAGGCAGCAGAUGCCCAUUUAUGCAUGGACCGCCACCUACUGGUAAUCCAGCUUUGCAGUAUGUGGCAAAGGGUUCUCCACCUACUGCUGAGCCGUCUCAGAUGCUUAAAAAAGAUUCAUGGGGCCUUAAAGAAUGUAACGGUCAGCAGAUCUUUAAAGUCCCAGCAGCUAAAGUACCACCAGCUGCAAGAAAUUCUGUUGGAAGAACUGAGACUGAACCUAAUAAUGGUCCAAAUAACUUGUUAGCUCUUCGUCGGCACGAGUUAGCAAGAUCACCACCAUUGCAUGCUUCCCUCAGCAGUGGCAAUGCAGAAAGUGGCCUCUUUAAUCAUCAGGUUCAACCGGUGGAUGAGCAUCCACAUAAUGGCAGGGAAGCUGAUGAAUUCUUGGCAGAGUCAUCUCCUGGUUUUGAUGUACUUGUCGAAGAUGAUGUUGAAGAUGGCUAUUUCCCCAAUGAAGAUGAAUUUGGAAUGGCAUCAGCCCCAGAUGGAAGAAGGAUGAACACUGUGAAUGGCUUUGACUAUCACCUCUCUGAUUAUGAAGCUGUGCCCAGAUAUGAAAUGGAUCGAUAUGAUGGCAUGGGUGAAUAUGACAGAUAUGGGCAGUCACACCAGCAUCUUGGUUCGGAACUGCGCAGGGGUUCUUCUAAGAGAGUUGCAGAUAGACAAUUGAUGCAUGAAAGGGUGAGGGAGAAGAAGAACCUGGAUCAGAUGGAUGGUUCAGAUUUGAGACAUCAGUUGAAACGAAAAAGACUCAAUGGUUCAAGAUCAGCAAUCAGUCCUGAUCGUCGUGCAAGGCCCUAUUGGAGGGAUGAUCACCAUGCUGAGAAAAGAUAUCGCGAUGGUACCGAGGAAAGAUAUCGUCCUGAUCGCAGGGAUCAAUUACGAUUUCCAUCAGAACGUCCAAUAAGCACUCGAUUACAAGGCAGAAUAACUCUUCCCAGGAGAACUUCACCUGUUAAUUCAACUGAUCACAGAUCAGACAGAGAACUAGACAGGGCAAGGCAUCGAGGCAGGUCAUCACCACCCAGGCCAAUAAAUCACCAGCGAAGAAGGCACCUCCAGGACAGAAUAAGACGGAGACCAGAUGAAGAUUUUGCCACUGAUGCUAGAAAUUCUGGUGGCCAGGCAAUCAAUAAAGAUGAUUCAGACUCCUUAGAUUUUGCUGGUCCAAAGAGUCUUGCGGAGCUGAAAGUUGCAAAGGAACUAAAGAACUCCCAGGAGCAAUCAGGUGAUUCUUUUAAUGUUAUUGCAACUGCAGAGCAUAAAACCGUAUUGGAUACGGUAAUUAUUUCUCAAGAAUCUGCUGGUUCAAAGCCUCUGAGCGUCAUGUUGGAAGGAAAUUGUGAGGCAGCUAAGGGCGAUGCUGUUAUUUCCAACAAAAGUGAAAAUGGUGUUUCUGAACCAGCGGCAUCUUCACAUUUUCAUCCCAUUCAUACUAUACACGAAGCGAACAGAGACAAUGAAUCAGCACCAAGAACAGUGGAAAAAGGAGUUCUUACCCCUGUUGAAGUUGAUCAUUCGGAAAUGGAAGAGGGUGCAGGAGCAGAAAAUGUGGGUGAAGAUCAUGAUUUGGAGAACGGAUAUGACGAUGCUGAAGGUGAUGCUUUCAAAGCAGAAGAUGAUGAGUACAUAUAUGAAGAGAAUGAGGAAGAAUUGGAUGAAGAUGAUGACUUUGCGAGGAAGGUCGGUUCCAUGUUUUCUUAAGCUUACACUGUGCUUAUGCCCACAGACAGACUUCACAGCUGCUUGUUCAUAUGUCUAUCCUUCAUUGAAUCAUUUCUCAGCAAAGAGGGCAUGCCCAAUGCUUUUGAUUAAAAGCAAAUGAUGGACAAACAGAAAGGUCAGUAGUUUUGGAGCUUCGGCCAAUAAUUGACCGAUAAUCGCUUGUAACGAUAUUGUUCUGCAAAUUUCUUUUCCUGAUCAAACUUGAUUCCUUGUAGUGUUGGGAGUAUUGUUUUAGUGUCUUAACAUAUUUUCUAGUUGCUUAUUUGGAUAUUCUUACAAGUUACAACCCUUUUAUGGGAUCUUUUCUC